Molecule: messenger RNA, 5922 nt
Organism: Oncorhynchus mykiss (rainbow trout)
Lineage: Eukaryota; Metazoa; Chordata; Actinopteri; Salmoniformes; Salmonidae
Source: RefSeq, a predicted model, not a curated record
ACGUGACGCAUGCUCUGUACGGUGGAUGUAAACAUUGGAGCUGCCCUUUUGUUGGCACGAGCUGGCUGUCGAUUUGUGUACACGUAUUCGGCUCGAUGGGUUGUUUGGACGUGGAGCUGUUGCCUGGUGGAAUCAGCUAGCUAACUAGCAGACUCGGCCUAAAAAUAAAUCCGAAACCAGGCCAUUGAACUUGUUUAAAUUCAAUUGCGCAAGUCUGUGCUGUUGUACUUUGGUCAAUGGAAAGUUAAUGUUUAUCCCCCAGGGUUGAAAACGCGACUAGGCACGGUGGCGACUGAUAAGGUUGCAGGCAAGCUGAGUUCUACUCUCUCAUGGGUGAAGAACUCCAUGUCACACACGGUUAGUCAGAUGGCUAGCCAGGUCGCCACCUCGUCUGUCCAGGUGGCAACGGUGCCCUCGUCCCUGCAGACCACCACAGCCGCCUCCUCAACAUCCCUCUCCCCGUCUCCCACGUCGGCAUCUCCCGCUAAGCUCAGCCCAGAUGAACUGGAACUGCUCGCCAAGCUGGAGGAGCAGAACAGGUUGCUGGAGACGGACAGUAAGUCCCUCCGCUCUGUGAACGGCUCCAGGAGGAACAGCGUCUCCAGCCUGGUGUCCAGCUCCUCGGCCUCCUCCAAUCUGUCUCACCUGGAGGAGGACUCCUGGAUCCUCUGGGGACGCAUCGUUAACGAGUGGGAGGACUUCCGCAAGAAGAACGAGAAGCAGCUCAAGGAUCUGGUCAGAAAAGGGAUCCCCCAUCACUUCCGAGCAAUAGUAUGGCAGUUGCUAUGCAACGCCCAGAACAUGCCUAUCAAAGACCAGUACUCUGAGCUGCUGAAAAUGACAUCACCAUGUGAGAAGCUGAUUCGCCGGGACAUCGCCCGGACGUAUCCUGAGCAUGACUUCUUUAAGGAGGACAGCUUGGGACAGGAAGUACUCUUCAAUGUUAUGAAGGCCUACUCUCUGGUGGACCGGGAGGUCGGCUACUGUCAAGGAAGUGCUUUUAUCGUCGGACUGCUUCUCAUGCAGAUGCCAGAAGAGGAGGCGUUCUGUGUGUUUGUGAAGCUGAUGCAAGACUACAGACUGAGAGAACUGUUCAAGCCCAGUAUGGCUGAACUGGGUCUCUGCAUGUAUCAGUUUGAGUAUAUGAUCCAGGAACUUCUCCCAGACCUCCAUAUCCACUUCCAGGCCCAGAGUUUCCACACCUCUAUGUAUGCCUCUUCCUGGUUCCUCACCAUCUUCCUCACCUCAUUCCCUCUCCCUGUUGCCACCAGGAUCUUUGAUAUCUUCAUGUUAGAGGGUCUGGAGAUAGUGUUCCGCGUGGGGCUGGCCAUCCUACAGAUGAAUCAGGCAGAACUCAUACAGCUUGAUAUGGAGGGAAUGUUACAGUACUUUCAGAGGGUCAUUCCCCACCAGCUGGAAAGUGGACCAGACAAGGUCAUCCUGGCUGCUUAUAAUGUCAAGUACAACGCCAAGAAGAUGAAGAAGUUGGAAAAGGAAUACACUACAAUCAAAACUAAGGAGAUGGAGGAGCAGGUGGAGAUUAAGAGGUUGCGCACAGAGAACCGACUGCUGAAACAGAGGAUAGACACACUGGAGAAAGAAAGUGCUUCAUUGGCAGAUAGAUUGAUCCAGGGACAAGUGACACGUGCCCAGGAGGCAGAGGAGACCUACCUGGUCAUGCGGGAGCUGGCCACGGUCAGGCAGCAGAGCGAAGAGGCCACAGCUCAGCUGGAGCUAGCACAGAGCACCAUCAGGGAUCUCCAGCAGAGACCCCUAUUGAAGGGCAUCCCGCGCUACACAGAGGAGUCCAUCCUGCAGCUGGAGAGAGAGCUGGUUCAGGCCAGGCUAAAGGAGGCUGAGUCCCAGUGUGCCCUCAAGGAGAUGCAAGACAAGGUCCUGGACAUAGAGAAGAGGAACACAUCUCUGCCAGAUGACACCAACGUGGUGCGGUUGCAGGAGGAGCUGAUAGCAGUGAAGCUGAGAGAGGCUGAGGCUGUGAUGGGGCUGAAGGAGCUCAGACAACAGGUCAGAGACCUGGAGGAGCACUGGCAGCGUCACCUGGCGCGUACGGCGGGCCGCUGGAAGGACAACCCUAGGAAGAAUGCUGUGUCUGAGCUGCAGGAUGAGCUGAUGAGUGUCAGGCUACGGGAGGCUGAGGCCCAGGCAGAGCUCAGAGAGACACGUCAGAGGAUGAUGGAGCUGGAGACACAGAACCAGAUCCAUAGCAACCAACUGCGUCGGGCAGAGCAGGAGGGGCGGGGCUUUCAGGAGCGUGUGACUGUGCUGACGGCCCAGAAUAAGGGCCUACACGUUCAGCUGCAGGAGAUCAAACGCAAACAGGCAGAGAUUGAGUGCAAGAACAAGGAGGAGGUGAUGGCGGUGAGGCUGAGAGAGGCUGACAACAUCGCUGCCAUGGCCGAGCUGCAGCAACAGAUCUCUGAACUGGAGAUACAGAAAGAAGAAGGGAAGGUCCAGGGCCAGCUGAACAACACAGACUCCAGUCAGUACAUCAGAGACCUGAAGGACCAGAUAGCUGAACUCAAACAUGAGGCUGACCCAGAUCCGCUGCCUAAAAGGCCAGAGGGGGAGCAGCAUGUCCAAUCAGCCCGCUUUUGAUGGGAUCCACAUUGUCAAUCACUACAUACCAGAUGAUGAGUCGUACCACUCCUCGGACGAAGACACAGGUGUAGGCAAGACCCCCUCCCACCUGGACCAUCAGCACAGCAGCAUCAGCCGCAUCAGGCUGAACCCCUCCCUGGGUCUUGGGGACACUGACAGUGAGGGGGAUGAUGAUGGGCAUGGUCUGGUUCUCUCUGUGCCUCCCAUUGGCAUCCACAAACACACCACCGUGUGACUGGGUGAUGGACACCAUCGCUAGACGCCUGGAGGCUGAUCAGGGCAGUUCUGAUCUGGUACAGUGGGACAGAGGGGUUGUCCAUGGUAGCAAGCCACUCUUCAGGAGAAUGGCGUCUGACUGGGACUCCAAUGUAGGGAGCUCCUUUCAAUGGAAUCUUUGGAAGCAUGGGAUAGAAUGUGUGGGCUUUGUCAACAAGUGAAGUCGUAGCAGAAUCACACCUGUGGUGGAGUUGGUUUUUUUCUUUGUCCGUUGCGUCAGUCUGCUUUACUCUUGUUUCGCCAAAACCCACCUGAAGAGGAUCAUAUCCAUGUGUUGCUCUGGUCUGGACCCCAGGCAGGCAGAUCAGAGAAGGACAACAUGGAGGUUCAAGUAGCCGCCUGUGCUCCACGAAGCUAGGCUGACCACCAGGGGAGUGGACUGGGGUUACCCUGUCCAGGGUGACCCCACCCAGACAACCAAACUACAGGAACUCCUUCAACCCCACAACCAACCAUGGUACAACAGACACAACACACAGAGACUGUGCAAUAAAAUGUUUUAUGCUUUAUGAUGACUGACACUUCUUUCAAUCAGUUUAUUUUUUUAUCGCUUUUAUAAGUGGACAAUCAAAAAUGUAUAGAGCCCUUUUGUGUGGGUGUCUUUAUAUCAGGAGAGAAUAAUGUACUGAAGAGUGAUGAAUGUCUCUAUUGAACAUGGUUAAUGAGCCCCAGUAUCAAACAGAAAGUGUCAACAAGCAUUAGGGUCGUAUUCACUAGACAGCAAACAAAGAAAAAAAAAGAAGGACCAAAAAAGGGAGGGACUAGUGUUAACAGCUGAUAUGUCCCCCAUCAGGGGACUAUAUACUAAAUAGAUUUUUAGACCAAGGAGUUGGAAAUGGAGCUUGCAGUUCCUCCAGGAACGGUGUACCACUUCUCUAAAAAAAUUUAAAAAAAAAAAAAAAAAAAUGUUUUUGUUUCAAAACUUGCCGUUUGCAACAAUGUGCACGACCUAGGUUGACAUAAUGUUGGCUCGUUGGCCUUGAGACAUACAACCUGUUUAUCAUCAGGCCUGGUAUAGGCCUAUCCAAAGGUCAAUUUGAAUCCUGUAUACUCCGUAUAUAUGUAAUUGUUUGUUUUUCAUGUCCAUUUUGACUUGAAAAUAUGUAUCUAAUGAAUUAUUGCAUAUCUGUUUAAUGUAGGAUGCGGCUGAAAGGGACAUAUCACUCUAGUUGUCAAGAUGCACAGAACUGAUUAGCAGACAUUUCUUUCAGAUGUGGGCUGUGUUCCAAUUCUCCACCCUUCUCCAGAAGUGAGCACUUGUUCACGUGCCCUCAUGCAUUUAAAGGCAUUGGAUUGGUGCAAGCAAGCAUGAAGGGAGUUUCCACCAUAUUCCCUACACCAGUGCAUUUCUUUUAUAUCUAUGAGGGGGAGCGUACAAAUGCACUCUUCGGAAAAGGGGUAGAGUAUGGGAACGUAUCCACAGUCUCAAUGUUCUGUAGAUGUUUUCAUAUAUCCUACUUUUCUCUGUUGGGACAAUCUUACUUUUGGAGGAAGGACGGAUUUGUAUAGGAAGGACGGACUAUGUAUAGCUAUGUAUAGCUUGCCAUUUGGCAUGCAUCAUAAGAAAUGUGCUGUUUGUUUCCUCUGUGAAUGAAGCAAAGUGUAUUGUCAAGUGUUACCAAACUGUAGGAGGGGUUGUAUAAGCUGGUCUCAGAUCAGUUUGUGCUGUAUAGCCUAUAACUCGUAUGGUCAUUGUGAUGCCUUGGCAUGACAGAUCUGGGACAAUGAUGGCAUUUUAAACAGUAGGCUCUGCCUGCCAGAUAAAUAUGCACCACUUGGUUUCAUAAAGGUUGAUGUUGAUCCAUUAUCAGGGUUAGCAGAACCCUAAAACAGACAACUUCUCUAGGUUGACAGGACCUGCGCCUUUUACCCCAGAGCCUUCGUAGCAUUAAGAUAAUCCUUACAACCUUAUUACUAUGUAUAUUUAAUAGCCACGGUGUUUCCCUGAGCCUGCGUUAGUAACGUGGCUCUUAAAAACCUUUGCACAUCUACGAGUGAUCCAGACUACUCGUAGAGCAGUCAAAGUGCAUCGUUAGAUGUAUUUUUGCCCUUCCGCGUCACUUUAUUCACAGAUCUCCGCUAAAAAUCUCCUAAACAUCAUGAUUCUAUUGGUCUGAUUGUAACUGCCGAUAACUUCAGAAGGACGUUAGUUGACUACAAAUACAAAGUUGCCAAAGUAUUUCUAAUUGUUGCAAACAAAUUAAAACCGAUAUUAUUACACAUAUUAUUACAUGGACAACAGAGCCUAUAAUUAGGCUAUUUUAAUCUUAUUGAAAUCAAUUUCAUGUUCAAUCAGUUGAGUUCUAGUUUGCGACUAGGCUACAAUUUGAAAUGUUUGCCUCUGUGACAACGUGUGUAAUGAUAUGCCCAAUCUGUGAUUUCGUGCAUUAUUAUAAGCAUAAUAAACCGUGUCGCCUUCAAUCGCCAUAGGUGGUGAUCUCUCAUCAGUAUUGUGGCAUAAUUAUGUUAAAAUAAGAUUUGAAUGGAGAAAGCUGAUCCGAGCGCUGUUUUUCUUUCUAUCCUAUCAGUCUCGACACAUGGUCUCUUUACGUGCUUGUUUGGGGAACACUUAAAGUUGGCUUGUAAAUAACGAUGCAUUCGGUACAAUCAUCGUAAUGCUUAAAUUACAUCGCAACUUGGAAAUGAGGCCCACAACAAUGGACAUCUCAUAAUUGCUAGAUUUUUAAACGUUUUUAAAGCAGUGGCCCUUUAAGACAUUAGAACCAAAAACCUAUCAGCCAAGUCUCGGCAAAAUAUUUAUAUCCAGAACGCACGGACUCAUUGUUCAGAAGAGGUUUUGUGAUACUGAUGUGCUUGCUAUUCCUUAGUUGGUUGAGGACAACGAUGGAUGGAAUAUUUGGAAAGGCAUCAUGACGCAGUUUUGGCACUUUCAGAGAAAGACAAUAUAAUGCAGUAAAGAGAAGUCUACAUGGAGUAAUAACACUAUGGAAUAAUCAUUACCACACUCUGAAAACAUGUAUGUGAAAUGAAUGUGUUUGAGUUCACAAAUAAACUAUUUGAUAAACA